Messenger RNA from Effrenium voratum, 1296 nucleotides. The record is from the annotation of a GenBank genome assembly. NCBI's taxonomy places the organism in Eukaryota, Dinophyceae, Suessiales, Symbiodiniaceae.
AGGCCCCAGUUUUUGAGGUCCAAGUUAAUUCACACGAAUAGCCUGUGCCUGCCAUGCUCGCGGAGUUGUGCCUUCCAUCCUGCCUGGCAACGGAGCUGAGCGACUAUGUAGUCACUGGAGAGAAUGAGAUGGGCUACUGCCACGCAGCUAGCAUGGCUGACCCACAGUAUGUCUUCACAGAACUGCAGCCUAGAGUCCAGCUCUUGCUUGCACCCAGGCUCAUGGAGGCGGCAAAUCUCCGCAUUCCCGAGCCAGCAAAGGUGGCAGCCCCACUGGCAGCCCCACCGGGCUUGGAGGGCCUAGCGUUUGCACCUCCUGGCCAAGUACAUCCCAGACCCCAAGUCCUCGCUAGCAAGGUGCAUGCGACACAAGUCCGGGGUUGUGGCAACCACCCAAAGUGUCCAUCCUUGCCCUUCCACUUCGCGCCGGAGUUCCUGGCUCGAGGGUCGGGUGCUGAGAGGCAGAGAGAAGUCCAGGGGAUGGAGGAGAUCAUUGACAGAGCCCCGUCAUCCCCUCCCUCUUCCCUAUCUUCCUGUACCUCGUCACCCUUCGGCUCACCAGUUUCGGUCUCACAUGGCGCCUGGCCAGAGGGAACUACGACCGUGAUGGUUCGCCACAUCCCCAACCGGUACACCACGGAGGAGCUGCUUGAAGAGGUGGUAAAACGGGGCUUCGCUGGCACCUUCGACUUCUUGUACCUCCCUAUUGACUUCGAGACCAAGAAGAACAAGGGCUAUUUUUUUGUGAAUAUGCUCUCGGAGGAGCUGGUCUGGUGCUUUAGGGACUCCUUCUCCAGCCACAGGUUGGAGAAGUACAAGUCCCAGAAGGUGCCGGAAGUCGCUGCGGCAGUGACGCAAGGAUUUGAAGCGAACGUCUUCAAGUACCUUCAGACGCAGCAAACCCGCAUUCUCAACCCCUGGUUCAAGCCCAUGAUCUUCCGGCCCGGCCCUGUCGACAAUGUUUGGACCUGCCAGUCUUUGAACAUCAGCGUCCUGCCUUUGCCGCUGAGAGAGCAGUUGGGCAACCGACGCGUGCGCCGUGGCAAGGCCAAGGAAGCAAGGUCGAGGGAAAAGGAGACAAGUGAGGAGGAUGCCCAGUAGGCCAGGCAACGCGGAGUAUGCAUGACGUUUAAGAGCUAGCCGGCCCUUGCAUUCCAUGCAAGGGCCUCCGUCCAACCCACUUCCCAUUUUCUUGGUGGGCCGACGAGCAAGCAUGACACAAUGCAACUGUCACUGAGCUGGUGGCAGCCCAAUAUUCUUGCACAUAUUCACCCAAUGCCAAUAAAGCUGAAGGAAC